AUGUUUGUUUGUGGUAGGAAGCUCACGACAACUGAAAUGGGAAGGGGACAUUUUCCUCCACAAGGAUUUGGAAAAGCUGGGUACUUCAGGAAUCUUCAAGCUGUUGAUGGAUCCAAGAAGCUGGAGGAACCUACAAAUAUUGGCACUUCUGUUUCCCAAUCAAAAUGCUAUGAUAUCCAAACAGGCAAAGAGGGUGAUUGGGAUUAA
This is a messenger RNA of Dovyalis caffra, 207 nucleotides long. Lineage: Eukaryota; Viridiplantae; Streptophyta; Magnoliopsida; Malpighiales; Salicaceae. The record is from the annotation of a GenBank genome assembly.